Planococcus citri (citrus mealybug) is the source of this 2124-nucleotide messenger RNA. RefSeq names its product maltase 1-like. The transcript is spliced from 6 exons. Lineage: Eukaryota; Metazoa; Arthropoda; Insecta; Hemiptera; Pseudococcidae. Gene Ontology annotation, biological process: carbohydrate metabolic process. The record is from RefSeq and is a predicted model, not a curated record. The coding region runs from base 668 to 1411 and encodes 247 amino acids.
UUUGUUUUCAGGUUUAUAUUUUUUAAUGGACUUGGUGAUCAAUCACAGUAGUGACGAACACGAAUGGUUUCAAAAAUCAAUCGAGAGGAUUGAUCCAUACACAGACUACUAUGUCUGGGCUGAUCCAAAAGGCUACGACUGGAAUAAAAACCCCAUUCCACCAAAUAAUUGGGUAGGUACAAAUUUAAUUGAACAUAGAACCCAUGUAAUAAAUUUGAAAACGUAAAUUCCUUUCUUAAUUUUAGUUCAGUAUAUUCAAUUUGAGUCCCUCGGUGGCGUAGUAGGUAGAGCCGCGGACCUCCGUUCACGAGGUACUCGGUUCAAACCCAGCUACAGAGGCAAGCUUGUGCGUGUAAUUAAAAAAAUCUUUCGUGCAAUUAUCAACAUUACACGCCAAGUACGGGGGACUACCAGUUUAGCCGAGCUAACAGAUAAUGCACGCCAUCUGUUAGCAGAAUCAAAAAGCUGAAACUGGUUCGAGAGUCUAUAGAGGUCAACACUGAGGAGCUCAGGGUCUCUAAACUACCCGGCUAGCUCCAAGGUGCUUGUGUAGAUGUCACUAGAAAGCAAUGGGAAACUACUAGUGGAAGCUCGAAACAACGUCGAUUCCCCAGAAUAAUCGCAGUGGCAAUAGGCAUUCGCCUCACCCUGUAAGGGUACCACAUUAAUGCGAUUUCCAAUGUCCUGUAAAGGACAAGGAACCACGACGACGACGACGACGAUAUUCAAUUUACAUGAAAGUGGAAGUGCGUGGGCUUGGAACGACAAAAGGAAACAGUUCUACCUGCGACAUUUUACAGAAAAGCAGCCUGAUUUAAAUUUGAGAAAUGAAGCAGUUAAAGAUGAAAUAAAAAACAUAAUCGAGUUUUGGUUGAAAAAAGGAGUAACUGGAUUCAGAGUUGAUGCACCGAUGGUACUUUUAGAAGAUGAAAAACUUCAAGAUCACCCACCAUUAAAACCCGAACACUCCUCGCUAGAAGCAGUAUUCGCUGUUGAUGAUUACAAGGCCCACGUUCACCACCCAGAUACAUUCAAAUUUCUCAACGAAUUACACCAAUUUGUUGCACGAUAUGACAAAAAGUCAGAAAAAUCAACCCAAACUCCUUUAAUUGGAGAAACAUACGGAACAGCUGCUAAAAUAGUUAAAUAUUAUGGAACAAGACGAUUUCCAGUGUUCCAUUUACCGUUCAAUUUUCUUUUGACAUCUUUGAAGACAUACUUGAAUGCUCAACAGCUUCAUGAUUUCCUUCACUCAUGGUUGGACGAAGUACCAAAAGGCUUCCCAUCAAAUUGGGCUCUGGGCAAUCAUGAUUUUGGCAGACUUUCGUACGUUUUUGACGUUGAAUACAACUCUAUUCUAUUAGCACUGGUUGCCAUGCUACCUGGAGCAGGUACCGUGUAUUAUGGAUAAGAACUGAGCAUGGGGGCAAAUAACCUGGUUCAAUUGGAGGAUACUUAUAAAAGAUUUAUUCAUCGCUCACCGAUGCAUUGGGACGAUUCGAGAAAUGCUGGAUUCACUUCAGCUGAGAAACCUUGGCUACCAGUUCAUCCGAAUUACUGGCAAUUCAACGUUGAAACUCAAAUGGCUCAUGAAAACAGCAGUUUGCAUUAUUUCAAGGAUCUAAUGUCGCUCAGGAAAACCGACACGUUUAAAUAUGGCGAUUUGAAGUUUCACAUUGUCUCAAAAUGGAUUCUAGUUUUCUCCAGAACUUUUAAAGGAACUAGUUAUAUUACAAUAAUGAAUUUAGGAACGGAGACUGAGCCCAUAGAUUUGUACACCAAUUUGGACAAUGUUUCAUCAACCAUGAAAGUGGUGGCUUCCAGUCCAAAUUCCGGAUACAAGAAAGGAACUACUAUCCAAACGACACCUAAUUAUCCAACUUUGUCUGUUCUUCGACCUCAUUCUGCACUUAUACUUGAGUCAAUAAUAAAAUAGACUACACCUUGUUUUUCCAAUGAAAUAAAAUCGAGUCAAUUCAGAAGUAUGUAUUUACGAAGUCCGUUCUCGCUGAGCAGAAGCAGAAUUUCCGAGCGUUUUAUCGAGCGGAAAGCAUAUUGGAGGAAAUGCAUUAAAAAUCAAGGGAAAUGGAAAUAUUUUUAAGCGGUUGAGAAUGUACAAUGAAA